AUGUUAUUGGAUCAUAGGAAAAGACAAAAUGAAUCGGCGGACGAGGAACAAGAGUUCUCAGAGGUCUUUAUGAAAACCUACAGCUAUACAGAUAGUUUUCGUAAAUUCAAAAAUAAAGAAACCAUUGCUGCAGUUCGAAGCUUACUCAUGCAAAAAAAAUUACAUAAAUUCGAAUUAGCUGCUCUGGGUAAUCUUUGUCCCGAAGCACCAGAAGAAGCAAAAGCUUUAAUUCCAUCACUUGAAGGACGUUUCGAAGACGAAGAAUUGAGGCAAAUACUUGAUGAUAUUGGCACAAAAAGAAGUUUACAAUAUUAA
This is a messenger RNA of Eupeodes corollae, 315 nucleotides long. RefSeq names its product DNA-directed RNA polymerase II subunit Rpb4 (gene Polr2D). Lineage: Eukaryota; Metazoa; Arthropoda; Insecta; Diptera; Syrphidae. Gene Ontology annotation, biological process: transcription initiation at RNA polymerase II promoter; nuclear-transcribed mRNA catabolic process, deadenylation-dependent decay; mRNA export from nucleus in response to heat stress. Bases 1 to 315 code for a protein of 104 amino acids. Gene Ontology annotation, molecular function: nucleotide binding; translation initiation factor binding. Gene Ontology annotation, cellular component: P-body; RNA polymerase II, core complex. The record is from RefSeq and is a predicted model, not a curated record. The transcript is spliced from 2 exons.